This is a messenger RNA of Ceraceosorus bombacis, 1038 nucleotides long. NCBI's taxonomy places the organism in Eukaryota, Fungi, Basidiomycota, Exobasidiomycetes, Ceraceosorales, Ceraceosoraceae. The record is from the annotation of a GenBank genome assembly.
AUGGGUCAAGCGGAUUAUCCACAGAUUUGCCCUGGAGGCGGUCUGAUCAUCUCGUGGCAGCUGAAGAGGAAGCGCGUGCUGCUCGUAGGUGGCGGUCCCGUAGCAGCCGGUGAGCAUCUUUCAUGUCACGUCACGUCACGUCACGUCACGUCACGCACGAGAACACUCGCGCGGCAAGCCCGGAUGCGCUGGCUGACCAUAAAUGCGCAUAUACACGCUCCCUCACCUCACCUCACCUCACCUCACGCCACGCCACGCGAACGCGCAGGUCGAUUGGUGAAUGUGAAGGAUGCGGAUGCCAUCGUCACCGUCAUUUGUCCCUCUUCCGGUCUGUGCGGGGAGAUGAAGCAUCGCAUAUAUGUGGAGAAAUGCGUAGACGAGUAUGAGGAUCGGGUUUUUGGGGGAAAAGAGGAUGUGAUGGGCUACGAUAUGGUGCUAACGGCGAUCGACGAUGCCGCUUUAUCGCGAGAAAUCUGUCAAAUGGCCAGAGCGUUGCGCAUCCCCGUCAAUGUGGCGGAUGUACCGCCAGAGUGCGACUUUUACUUUGGAAGCUUGAUACGAAGAGGUCCAUUGCAAGUGAUGGUGAGCACGGGGGGCAAAGGUCCUCGCAUAGCCGCCCAAACCCGUCGCAUCAUUCAACGAGCCAUUCCGAAGAAUUUGGGCCAAGCCAUCGAAAAUGUGGGCAGGCUGAGAGCCAUGCUGAGGAGCGAGGCGCCGCAAGCCGCUGCCGGUCCCAAACGCAUGAGCUGGAUGAUCGACGUUUGCGAAAAGUGGUCCUUUGACGAACUGGCAACGCUGGAGGAAGACGAGAUGCGCAUCAUCCUUCGAGGUUGGAAGGAUGGAAGUGUGCCGAGCGCCAGGCAGGUCAGAGGCAUCAGCAGGACGUUGCCGGAUAGCAAGCGCAUCCGCAAGGCAAUCGUUGGCAGGUGCCCCGUUGCCGGUUACAUUUCACCUUGGCUUGCAGGCUUUGCGGGCAUCCUGCUCGGAUCCGCAAUCACCUCUACCCUCUUCAUCGCACGAUCAUCCAAGCGAGCGUGA